AUGGAAAAACUACCGAAAUCGUCCAAAGGACACCGGUUCGAUAACAGUUUGAUAUGUAUUGAGUAUCCUGGGGCGAUUUCAAACGUUGACCGUAUGUUGCAUACACUUGGUGGCCUGCGUGAAAUCAGUACCACCUUUGAACAAGAUAAACGCCGCAUAGAACUACGCUUUCGACCCGAUUGCAUGUUCGCGAAACCGACCUAUGCUGACGGUGCAGGAGCAACAGGUCUAGCCCUCAAAGUAGUGGUGCGACGGAAGAAAACGAAUCCGGAUGAAGCGGUUAUAAAAUCGACCAAAAUUAUCGGAUGCGUACGGCGGAUCUACAAAUUCAACGCAAUGUGCGAUUUUCAGCAGCUGCCGGUUUAUCGGAAUGCUGAAAGUAGAAAGGUGGAAUGCCUGCACGACGAAAUCGUUCCUAAAGGUGUGUGCACUACAAGCCCCUUGGAUCGCAAGACCGAGAUUCCGUUCUUUCUGCCUCCGACCUGCUUCAGCCGCACGGAUGUGGUGAAUUUUAGUGUGCUUCGCGAGAAAAAAUUGACAGACUCGGAAAUUCCGGCAGAACGAAAGUCGAGACUGCUACGACAAAAGUACGGCAUAUAUCACCCGUACACCAUGACCGAACCCAUACCGGCGCAAUCGAACAAAAAGUACCAGGAGAUGCUGGCUACUCGGAUGAUCCCGAAGAAGAACAUCGAAGACAUACAGGCGGCAUUCGAUGCGAGACCGAUAUGGACCAAGAGUGCGCUGCGGAACAUCAAUCGGUUCGAUAUCAGCCACGACACGAUCUCAACGAUUCUGCCAGCCGUCGGAUUCUACUACGUGAACGGCCCUUGGCGGGGCACCUGGGUACGGUAUGGGUACGAUCCGCGAAAGCAUUUCGAAGCCAGGAUGUACCAGCUGUUGGACUUUCGCGUACGCUCCAUUGAUGCGCUGCACGAGUCGAUUAAAAUUAAACGACGUGCCACGGGCAAACUCAACUACCGUAUCGGCGGUAUGCAGGUUCCCAAAGAUGAGCAACCCACCUAUGAAAACAGCAUCUUCACCGAAGAUACUGUCCCACAUCAUCGCAUCAUAUUCUACCAGUACUGUGACAUUCAUUUGAAAAAAAUCAAAGAAAUGCUAAACAAAGUGCCAUCUCCUAUGAGUGGGACAGUUUGCGACGAACGCAACGGCUGGCUGCCGAACCGUUUCGAUGACCAAUGCCGCAACAUAAUGAUGGAGGUGGUUCUGAACAAUAUCCGCAAACUGCGAGCAUCGAAUCCGGAAGCCUACGAAGAAAUGGACUCCGUUUCGGAGGAUGCAGAUGGUUUGGCAGAUUUAAGCGAAGUGGAUGAUGAACCACUUUCAGAUGCAAGCAUGGGGUCGGUUGAUGAACUGAAUUGA
Molecule: messenger RNA, 1383 nt
Organism: Anopheles cruzii
Lineage: Eukaryota; Metazoa; Arthropoda; Insecta; Diptera; Culicidae
Gene: l(2)37Cd
Product: general transcription factor 3C polypeptide 5
Exons: 2
Coding region: 1-1383 (460 amino acids)
Biological process (GO): transcription initiation at RNA polymerase III promoter
Cellular component (GO): transcription factor TFIIIC complex
Source: RefSeq, a predicted model, not a curated record